This is a messenger RNA of Brugia malayi, 435 nucleotides long. RefSeq lists its product as uncharacterized. Bases 1 to 435 code for a protein of 144 amino acids. NCBI's taxonomy places the organism in Eukaryota, Metazoa, Nematoda, Chromadorea, Rhabditida, Onchocercidae. Gene Ontology annotation, cellular component: RNA polymerase II transcription regulator complex. Gene Ontology annotation, molecular function: nuclear receptor activity; zinc ion binding; RNA polymerase II cis-regulatory region sequence-specific DNA binding. The record is from RefSeq and is a predicted model, not a curated record. Gene Ontology annotation, biological process: hormone-mediated signaling pathway; regulation of transcription by RNA polymerase II; tissue development. The transcript is spliced from 3 exons.
AUGUCUUCAUAUUGUUGUAUUGCUGGCACAUCUAAUACACUAUCAACUCCUUCCAUACCACAACAAUCUGCACCACGGACAAUUUCUUCAGUUAUAACAAAGAAAACAACCGGAGAACAACUAUGUCAGGUUUGUCUUGAUGCUGUUUCAAACGGAUCGCAUUUUGGAGCAAAAACAUGCGCUGCAUGUGCUGCAUUUUUCAGACGAACAGUUAGCGACGAAAAGAGCUACAUUUGCGAGCGAUCACAGCGUUGUUAUGUAAAGUUAAAUUACGGUAUGUACGAUGAGAAUGAUGCCACUGGCUAUCGAAAGAUAUGCCGUAGUUGUCGCAUGAAACGAUGUCUUCAUAUUGUUGUAUUGCUGGCACAUCUAAUACACUAUGAACUCCUUCCAUACCACAACAAUCUGCACCACGGACAAUUUCUUCAGUUAUAA